Messenger RNA from Cephus cinctus (wheat stem sawfly), 2031 nucleotides. It is a transcript of the gene Rab5, whose product is annotated as ras-related protein Rab-5B. Bases 263 to 907 code for a protein of 214 amino acids. The transcript is spliced from 6 exons. Lineage: Eukaryota; Metazoa; Arthropoda; Insecta; Hymenoptera; Cephidae. The record is from RefSeq and is a predicted model, not a curated record. Gene Ontology annotation, molecular function: GTPase activity; GTP binding.
CAGCUAGCCAACCAGUCAGCUUGCCUGCCUGCCUGCCUGCUUGCUUGUCUGUCUGCCUGCCCAUUAGCCAUCCAGCAAAUUCGUCCUAGUCGAGCGCCGGUUAGAUAGAAGUGGCGCAGCAGUGUGUCGUGUUUGUCGUGUACAUAUCGUGUAACCUAAUUGUGCAGUGUCACUCCAAGAGAUAAGGCGCGAGUCCUAGCCGAGGUUAGAUCGCUUCAGGUUUUCAUUGGUAUUGUUGCGAUCGCGUCUCAAAACGGACAACAUGGCUAAUCGGGGUACGGCCCAAAGGCCAAAUGGCCAAACACAAGGUAAAAUUUGUCAAUUCAAACUGGUACUGCUUGGUGAAUCUGCUGUAGGAAAAUCCAGUCUUGUCUUGAGGUUUGUCAAGGGCCAAUUCCAUGAAUACCAGGAGAGCACGAUAGGAGCUGCAUUUCUCACACAGACUGUGUGUUUGGACGACACAACCGUGAAGUUCGAGAUCUGGGACACUGCAGGCCAGGAACGGUAUCACAGUCUCGCACCAAUGUAUUACCGUGGUGCACAGGCAGCAAUAGUCGUAUACGACAUAACAAAUCAGGACACAUUCGUACGUGCAACAACGUGGGUAAAGGAGUUACAACGACAAGCCAGUCCAAACAUAGUAAUAGCCCUGGCAGGUAACAAGGCAGAUCUUGCCAAUAAACGUGUAGUCGAAUGCGACGAAGCUCAGGCUUACGCGGAUGAGAAUGGACUUCUUUUUAUGGAAACUUCAGCAAAAACAGCUAUGAAUGUGAACGAUAUAUUUUUAGCGAUUGCUAAGAAACUUCCAAAGAAUGAACAAGCAGGGAACGGAGGCUCGAGUGGGCAAGGUCGUCGACUAGCCGAAGCAGAAGGACAGAAAGCGACUGCUGGCAAUUGCUGCAAGUGAUUAUUUGAAUCUAUUUGUACCAUAAUGAACAGAAGUAAAGAAAUACACAUACCGUGAACGUCUGCAUCGCGUGGAAUCUACAUACAAGACGGGAAGAGAGGUGGGGAUGUGGGGUUGCGGGUUGUGAGGUGAAAAAGCAGGACAAGCAAAAGAAAAACAAAACAACCAUAAGGCCAAUGGGGGUGGAAGAGCUGUGAAGUCUAUAUUAUUGUACGUCAGAAUUUAUGAAAACUUUAUUCACCCGAUCGAUCGACCAUAGGAGAGUCAGAAGUGAGGAGAUAAAACACCAAGAGCUGGGAUAAAUAAGAAGAGGGUCAGGUCAGUACACCCCUAAGUCUGACUGAAUCUGACCGAUCUGCCAUUCAAUCCAAUUGUUAUUGCAAUAUGAUAUCCUUUCUCAUUGUGGUUGUCAUAAUUAAUAAGUUUGCAUUUAUUUAUUUCCAUUGCAAAUCAGGAUGUACUGACCUGCUGGCUAUCAAUGGAUAUAAAAAAAUAUAAAGUAGUGAGUAUGACAGCUAAAAUGAAAAAGAAUAUGUAUAUUAUUGCAUUAUCAAACGUUUGGAAUGUCGAGUCGAUUAUACUCGGUCAGAGUUGGCAAAAGCGAUAAAGAGAAAAAAAAGAAAAAAAAAGAAAUCAUGAGGAACUCCCAUUUUUAAUUCUAGUAGUAAGCGGGCGGUGUUCGUUAUAAAUAUAUAAAUACAUAUAUAAAUACAAUUAUAUUAUAAAUCAUAUAGGUGAUACGAUUUGUGUAAUAAGUAAUAAGAACGAUAAUAAGAAAUAACAAAAACAAAACACGAGGAUGAAAAUGAGGAGGGAGUAUGGGAGACGGAAAAAAAAGAACAACAAUAAUGAUACAUUUAAAAUAUACAUAUAUGGUAACGACGACACAAAAACAACAACAAAAGUAACAUCGAUGAUUUUUGGCACACGAAAUCUUGUAAGAUACAGUAGACGCCAUUUCUGCUGCUAUGAUUAUCAUAUAUACAUAUUUUCUUCGUUAGAUUGUAUCGUAUCGUGUAUAACACACUUAUUACUUUAAGAUAUAUUGUAUAUUAAUUUUAUUGAUAAAUCAUGAUAAAUUAUGAAUGAUUAUACAAGGAGAUGAAUAAAACUUGUGAAUAUUA